This is a messenger RNA of Callorhinchus milii (elephant shark), 4412 nucleotides long. It is a transcript of the gene tmx1, whose product is annotated as thioredoxin-related transmembrane protein 1. Bases 23 to 865 code for a protein of 280 amino acids. NCBI's taxonomy places the organism in Eukaryota, Metazoa, Chordata, Chondrichthyes, Chimaeriformes, Callorhinchidae. The record is from RefSeq and is a predicted model, not a curated record. The transcript has 8 exons.
GGGAGGGGAGGGGAGGGUCAAGAUGGCGGCCGGGGUCUGGGGGAAGCGGCGGCAGCUCCUGGGGCUCGCGGCUCUGCUCACUUGGCUCUCAGCCCCGGCAGCGCUGGCCAAGCGGAGCCCGGUCAUCGUCAUCACCGACCAGAACUGGGGCGAGAUGCUGCAGGGCGAGUGGAUGAUCGAGUUCUAUGCCCCAUGGUGCCCUGCCUGCCAACAGCUUCAGUCUGAGUGGAGCGAGUUUGCCGAGUGGAGUGAAGACCUGGGUAUCAAUGUUGCUAAAGUGGAUGUAACAGAACAACCAGGCUUAAGUGGACGCUUCAUAAUUACAGCACUUCCCACUAUCUAUCAUUGUAAGGAUGGAGAGUUUAGAAAGUACCAGGGCCCAAGAAUGAAGAACGAUUUUCUUGACUUUAUAGAUGGAAAGAAGUGGGAAACCAUAGAACCCGUUUCCUCUUGGUUCAGACCUUCCUCGUUUAUGAUGGCCAGCAUGUCAGCAUUAUUCCAGCUAUCCAUGUGGAUCCGUCACUGCCAUAAUUACUUCACUGAAGACCUUGGUAUACCUGUUUGGGGAUCGUACAGUAUAUUUGCUUUGGCAACACUUUUUUCUGGUCUUGUGCUUGGAUUGAUUCUUGUCUUCGUGGCAGACUGUAUGUUGCCAUCUCGACGAUUUAAAUACCAACCACACUGUUCUCAAAAAAAAACGCCCGGACCAAAGCUACUGAAGCCAAACGAUGAGCCACUAGAGAACGAAAAUCCGUACCCACGAACAAACGUGAGCAAUCGCAAAGUGUUUGAAAAGAGUCAUAUGCAGGAAGCCGGAGAUUAUUCACCAAGGACUCUAAGAAAACGUGGAGCGGAUGACUCUUGAGCUGCAAAACAGACUAAAAGAGAAAGUCUUGACUGAAGCUACGGUGCUGAUGUAAGGCACUGUACUGAGGGAUUAUGAAGUGGAUCAAUUGACCAAGGCAAACUACACUAAACUAGUGUGAGAUCAGCUGUGGCAAGUACGCUGAAUAUCAGUGCUGUGCUAAGCUUGCUUUCGUUCCUGCAGGCUUUGCUAUGAAGCUGAGAUGCUGGUGAUAUUGAACUUUGCAUGCUCCUUUAAGUCUUCCACAUUUACCAGGUUGAUAUUUGAGCUGAUAUUUGAUAUCAAGUCUUUUUGGUUGUAAUGUUUAAUGGAAGACUUGGAAGUGUGGCACUUGAACAAUUGGAGUAAAGGGAUGGUAACCUUCACUGAUUUUCAUAAAUCAAAUCUUCCACGCUACUCGCUAAAGAUUUUUGCUUUCCAAAACUUCAGGUUUAAAAAUGGCCUGUUGGCUAAGUAUACAUGUUAAAAGAAUAACCAAUGUCUAAGGUGCAACAGCAAAUAACUUAGGCGUGCAAUGCUGCAGAACCUCAUUUUUGUUUACCUUUAUUUCAAUAUACAAAAGUCUAGCUGAUAUUGUGAGAAAUUAAAGCAGGCAUUAAAACAUUGAGAAUUUCAAUUCAUGGAAUUAUAGUGCUUAAAUCAAAUCUUAUAACCUUGCUCUAUAAUUUUCUCAAAACCUUCUUUUCCUCCCUCACCUCAUUUACAAGGCUCAACAUUCCUGUUUAUUGUAUCAAAAUAUCUUUUUACCUUGAACCUUAAAUUCUUGCUGCUAUACAGAGUCAUCAUACAAAAGCCUGGUCAAAAUAAUACCACUCAUUCAUGAAUCUUAAAAUAACUUUUAGAAUAAAUAUUUGCUCUCAUCUCACCCUCUUCAGCAAUUUGGUUUUAUGAUGGGAUCACAAAGUGUAUAAUCAAAGUAGAAAGAAAGGAGGUUUUAUAUUUAGACUUAAAACCAAUUUUGGAUCGUCCUUAAAUAAAUGCAUCAUAUACAGUAGUAUGACACUGAGCCAUCUUAGGUUUAGAAGGGCACAGGCUUGAUCUCUGCUGAGAUCGCUGAACACCACUAUGGUGCUAAAGGCUUUGAUGCCCCUUCAAUUGGCUUUGGUGCCCCUAGAAUGUAAAGGGGGGAACAAUCAGCCAGAGUGUUUACAGAGACCAUCCCCCCCAACCCCCGAUCCCUGUAGAGUGACUAGCUGGAAGCUUGCAUGUGAAUCGGAGUGGGCUUGGUUGCAGUGAUGCUCACUGUCCAUUGUACGUCUAACGAACAGCCACUUAUUGGAGGCCUGGAUGCAUCCUGUGAGAUACAUUGUAGCACAGGUGACUGAAUUAGGGUAAGGGGGAACAAAAUUAAAUGAGUGCAGUUUUCACCAGAUGAAGGGUAUUUAUUAUCUCUGAUUAGCCUCUGUAAAACAAAAGGAUGAAAUGUAUAAAGACAAAGUUUCAGAUGAACUGGUAUCUAACACUAUUAUACAAAUAGUACAUCAGACAUGUUUGGAUUCUUGCUUAGAUGUUUCCAUCAGUGCUAAAUAAACCUCAUUUGAACAGGGCUUUUGGAUGUAUUUUUUUCCUUAAUAUUUUACCAUGUUUAUUUCUGGACAGAUCUUCUGAAUGUACACAUGACCAGAUCUUUGAAAAUCCUUUUAUGUAGAUUUGGGAUGGUCAGUUAGUAAUUCUGUACUUUUCAUUCAUUUGUAUUUAAAAUGUACCUUAAGAAUCCCAUGUAUGUCACAUCUCCUGAUUUAUGUCAGUAUGUCAAAUCUGCCCUUUAAUCAUACUUCAGGUUACUGAAAUCCUUCAUUAAGAUGUACCUUUAAAUUGGACUAACUAUUUCAUUUUGACUAUUACUGAGUAAUGUGUAUGUUUCUUAUGGAUAAAACAGAGCCAUUAACUUGUUUAGCCAUUAAUUUAUGAACGUUAACUUAUUAUUGGACAUGCAGUAUUACCAUCAUGUGGACCUAACCCUUACAGUUUAUGUGGGUCUACCUUAGUUUUAAGCUUGGAGUUCUUGAGUGUUUUUUGUGGGCUGUUUACAAAGACAAUUCUAACUGAAAAUGUUUUUUUUAAGCAGCUUUGUUUGAGCUGUGUAUUUCCUCUGGUCAAUUGGCGAACGCUUAAGAUAUUGAUUACAGUAAAUAUUUUGAGGACUAUUUUGUCUCUUAAUUCACAUAAAUUUAUUUUUUCCCAUACAUUUUGGGUCUGUUUUCAUUCGAUCAUCUACAAAUGUUUUUAAAAUUUCAGUUCAGUUUUCGUAAAACCACCGUUCAAAAUGGUCUUGGGAGCAGGGCUCCUUGUGUCAAGUUGUCAUGAUUGUCAUGGUACUUUGCCACAAAGAGAAGCAUAAAUGUAUUUUAAGCUUUCUCAUCUAAAGUGAGUUAGAAUGAGCCACAGAGCACCCUUGAAAUCUACUCACUGCAACAACAAAGAAUAUUACUCAUCUGCAAAGUGUACAGAUGGCAAAUAUCCCAUAUUGGCAAACAGUGCCUGAAUAUAUCAUCCGUAUCUACAGGGGCUGCAGGAAUUUGCAGUCAGUGCAAUAGGAGGAUGUGGCUGAUCUUAUUCUUGGUUUUUGAAAUUCUUGGUGCUUUUCUAUAACUUUAAAGAACCAGGCACAUAAUAGUUUCUCAACAUCACAGCAGAAAAAAAUAGGCACACAAGACAUUUCUGUUUUUGAAAUGAUCUGGAGGGGUUAUCUUUGCUGCACUGCAUCAAAGAGCUUUACAAGGCAACCAAACUUCAACUGUUAUAAUACGUUAAGAUAAGUUGUGUUGAAUUGGUGAGAGUUUUAGGCUGUUGCACAAUCCUUAAGAAUUAAAGAAUUAAAUGGUAUUCUGAAUAUUGCAGUGCUAUGCUUGGAAUGAUGGGAAGCAUGUUGUAUUCCCUCAUUCUACUGUAUUGCUGCAGGCAAGCACUGCUAUGUGGGGGUUGGAAGUUUUCCCAGAUUAAGAGAGUCUGGAAUAUCUGAUGGGAUGUUCCACUGAUGUGUUCUAAGAUGGUCUUUCUGUUAGUCAAGAAUCACGUUUGAUUGCAGCUUGUACUUUGUAAAUGUUUUGAAUCCUCUUCAAGGAUCUGCUAUAACACUCCCAGAAUUCUAAUUGGCAGUCCACAAAUAGAAAUUCUAAUGAAUGCAACUUGUAUGUUUUAAAGUGUUUUCAAAUAUUCCAAAUUCAACUUUACAUGAGCUCUACAGUAGGUUAUAUUUCAAAAAAUAUUAAAAAUAUAUUCAUUCCAACUUACGCAAUGUGUUCUGAUAUGUUCUGAUACAGUAGUUUUAUUUUUCUUCUAUAAUAAAUAUUACCCUUUUGUGUUACUGUUUCAUCAAAAUGUAUCUGGGUGAGAACUUAAAUCAACUACUAAUCACAAAUCUCUUACUAUUUAGUUAAUAUUUCAAAUGCUGUUAUGGUAUUCGAUUCAGUGCAUUAUUUUAAUCCUGAACCAAGUGUUAUCUUUAUGUGCGAGACUGAAAAGUUUCAACUCUGUUAUGAAUGUAUAUAGAAGAAGAGCUGUAUUUUUCCUCCCGGUAACUUUUUUCAAUAAAGAUUUCAGGUCA